This is a messenger RNA of Bacidia gigantensis, 1134 nucleotides long. It is a transcript of the gene CYS17, whose product is annotated as Cysteine synthase 1. The transcript has 2 exons. Gene Ontology annotation, molecular function: cysteine synthase activity. The record is from RefSeq and is a predicted model, not a curated record. Gene Ontology annotation, cellular component: cytoplasm. Lineage: Eukaryota; Fungi; Ascomycota; Lecanoromycetes; Lecanorales; Ramalinaceae. The coding region runs from base 1 to 1134 and encodes 377 amino acids.
AUGUUUAGAUAUACAACUCGCAAUUUCACGACAUCCCUUCGUCACCAAGCAGUGCUGUCGACCAAAGUCGAUCGCCUAAAUCAGUAUGGAGCUCAAGUCUCCAAAGCGCAAGGUCACGUCAACGGACUCGUCGGAGCGAUCGGUAACACUCCCCUCAUCCGGCUCAAUCGACUUUCUCAAGAGACUGGAUGUGAAGUUCUAGGCAAGGCGGAGUUCCAAAAUCCAGGGGGCAGUGUGAAAGAUCGAGCGGCACUCUAUGUUGUCAAAGAUGCCGAGGAAAGAGGUCUCAUACAGCCUGGUGGUACGGUUGUGGAAGGUACUGCAGGAAAUACAGGCAUUGGCUUGGCCCAUGUAUGCCGCAGCAAGGGAUACCAGUUAGUGAUAUACAUGCCAAAUACCCAAUCUCAAGGCAAGGUGGAUCUUCUGAGACUGCUUGGGGCGGAGGUUUAUCCUGUGCCAGCAGUGGCUUUUGACCAUCCGGAGAAUUACAACCACCAAGCUGCGCGGCACGCAAAGAGUAUGAAAAAUGCAGUGUGGACCAACCAAUUCGAUAAUGUUGCCAAUCGAAGGGCUCACUUGGAAACCACAGGCCCGGAGCUGUGGAAUCAGACAGCUGGUAAGAUAGACGCUUUUACCUGUGCAACAGGAACUGGCGGUACGCUUGCCGGGGUUACAAGAUAUCUCAAAGACGUAUCAGACGGUAGGGUCAAAACCUAUCUUGCGGAUCCACCUGGCAGUGUCUUGCACUCUUACAUUACUAGCGGAGGUCAACUGAUGGAACGGGCUGGCUCGAGCAUCACAGAAGGAAUUGGGCAAGGUCGUGUAACACAAAAUCUGAAACCAGAUAUUGACCUUGUUGACGGAGCUUUACAUAUAAGCGAUGAGAAGAGUAUUGAAAUGGUUUACCGGUGUCUAGAUGAAGAAGGAUUGUACCUAGGCGCUAGCUCGUGUUUGAAUGUGGUCGCUGCAAAGGAACUUGCAGAGACGUUAGGCAAGGGGCACACUGUGGUUACCAUCUUAUGUGACGGGGCGUAUAGAUAUGCAGAACGGCUCUUCUCGAGAAAAUGGCUACAGGAGAAAAAGCUGCUAGGGGCGAUUCCGAGACACCUAGAAAGGUACAUAGUCUUGCCAUAA